Vicugna pacos (alpaca) is the source of this 3733-nucleotide messenger RNA. RefSeq names its product cytochrome P450 family 8 subfamily B member 1 (gene CYP8B1). Gene Ontology annotation, molecular function: iron ion binding; heme binding; sterol 12-alpha-hydroxylase activity. NCBI's taxonomy places the organism in Eukaryota, Metazoa, Chordata, Mammalia, Artiodactyla, Camelidae. The record is from RefSeq and is a predicted model, not a curated record.
GGUCCUGGAAAUUCCCUGGAAAUUUUGCUCCCAGGUACUAUCUCGCCAGAGUUAUUUAUGGUAACUUGCAGCUACAGGACAAGGUCCACAUGGACAAACUUUCCCAUCCCCAACUUGUCAAGUUCUCCCAAAAGCUCUCUUCUGGCAGCCAGAAAACAGUGUAUCCAGAGCUCAACCUGGAAGAGCACAACCAUGGUGCUCUGGGGGCCAGUGCUGGGAGCCCUGCUGGUGGCCAUUGUCGGGUGCAUGUGGCUGCUGGGGAUGCUCCGGCAACGAAGACCCAGGGAACCCCCUCUGGAUAAGGGCUCCAUUCCCUGGCUGGGCCAUGCCAUGGCUUUCCGGAAGAAUAUGUUUGAAUUUCUGAAGCACAUGCGGGCCAAGCACGGGGAGAUAUUCACAGUGCAGCUAGGGGGUCAGUACUUCACCUUUGUCAUGGACCCCCUUUCCUUUGGCCCCAUCCUCAAGGAUGCACAGAGAAAACUAGAUUUUGUGGAAUACGCAGAAAAAUUGGUGCUAAAGGUAUUUGGCUACCGCUCCGUGCAGGGAGACUACCGGAUGAUUCACUCAGCCAGCACCAAGCACCUCAUGGGGGAUGGCUUGGAGGAGCUCAACAGAGCCAUGCUGGACAGCCUGUCCUUGGCUAUGCUGGGGUCCACCGGCCCAAGUCCGGAUGCCAGCUGCUGGCAUGAGGAUGGCCUCUUUCGCUUCUGCUACAACAUCCUGUUCAAGGCCGGCUACCUGAGCUUGUUCGGCUACACAAAGGACAAGAAGCAGGAACUGCUCCAGGCGGAGGAGUUAUUUGUGGAGUUUCGUAAAUUCGAUCGCCUGUUCCCCAGGUUUGUCUACUCCCUGCUGGGGCCCCGGGAGUGGCUAGAAGUGGGCCGGCUCCAGCGUCUCUUCCACAAGGCACUCUCUGUGGAACACAACCUGGAGAAAUGUGGCAUAAGCAACUGGAUAACCUACAUGCUGCAGUUUCUGAGGGAGCAGGGAGUAGUCCCAGCCAUGCAGGACAAGUUCAACUUCAUGAUGCUCUGGGCCUCCCAGGGUAACACGGGGCCUACCUCUUUCUGGGCCCUCCUGUUCCUUCUGAAGCACCCAGAGGCCAUGCGGGCUGUAAGGGAGGAGGCCACCCAGGUCCUGGGGGAGGCCAGGCUGGAGGCUGGGAAGUCCUUCGACUUCAACAUCAGCGCCCUGCACCAAAUGCCAGUGUUGGACAGUGUGAUGGAAGAGACACUGCGGCUGGGGGCUGCGCCCACCCUCCUCAGGGUGGUGAACAAUGACCACAUCCUGAAGAUGUCCAAUGGGCAGGACUACCUGCUCCGCAGUGGAGACAUCCUGGCCCUCUUCCCUUAUCUCUCAGUGCACAUGGACCCUGACAUCCACCCUGAGCCAACUACCUUCAAGUACGAUCGCUUUCUCACUCCCAGUGGCAGCCGAAAAGUAGACUUCUACAAGGCAGGCAAGAAGAUCCACCACUACACCAUGCCAUGGGGCUCGGGCGUCUCUAUCUGCCCUGGCAGGUUCUUGGCCCUCAGUGAGAUGAAGCUGUUUGUCCUGCUCAUGGUCACACACUUUGACCUGGAGCUGGUGGACCCUGACACACCUGUCCCACCUGUGGACCCCCAGCGCUGGGGCUUUGGCACUACACAGCCCAGCCACGAGGUGCGCUUCCGCUACCGCCUGCGGCCUGCUGAGUGAGCUCUGCCCAGGCGGCCGCCAGCCUGAUCGGGGGGGCUCCCAUGGGGUCCCCUCCUUGUCUCGCCCCUCUGAAUCACCAGACCUCGCAUUGGCCACCCCUUCCUCUGUCCUGCUUUCCCUCCCUGCUCUUUGGCCUCCUCCUAGUCACCUCACAAGCUUAUCAUCCUCUCUUUAAAACACUGUCUGUUACAGUGGAUUCUCUGGGGAAGGGGAAAUAUCUUUGGGCAAGUCAGUUUAGGAGCAAAUACAUGCCUUGACAGGAGCUGCAGUACAGAAACUGGGUGUGGUGAGUAAUAGAGCAUUUUGCAAAUGUUAGCCCCCACCCUCCCACUCUGUUUUGUUUUUGUCCUCAGCACUUAUGCCAAGUCCUGUGGAAUUCUGCUUCUGGAACAGUGUCAUCCAAUAGCAGCACGAGGCAAGCCACAUGUGUAAUGUUUAAUUUCCUAUGGACACAUUUUAAGUAAAAAGAAACAGGCAAAAUUCUUGUUUAUACUAUAUUUUGCUUGACCCAGUAGAGCCACAAUAUGAGCAUGUCCACAUGGAAUCAACAUAAAAAUAUUAAUGAAAUAUUUUUACAUUUCUUUUUUCCGUAUUGCCUUUGAAAUCUGGCCUGUACUUUUUACCCUUGCAGCAUAUCUCAGUUUAGACUAGCCACAUCCUAAGUGCUCAAUAGCCAUGUGGGGCGAGUGGCUUCUGCAUUGGAUAGAGCAGGUCUAGAGAAAGGCUGCUUUUCAUGUAGGAGUUGUUCAAAGCCCUUCCUCCCUGCCCUCCUCCCCUCUCUGCACCCCCACCUCGGAGUGAUUUCAACCCCUCACUUGGUUUCCACAACCAUCACUGAGCUCAGAGCUCUCUCUUUUGUCCAGACUCCCAAUCCCCCAAACAGGGGUCUCACAGCACCUCUGACUCAGUGGGGCCAGUGCAGAACUCAACAACUGUCCCCCUACUUCUGCCCUGAACCCUUCUCCUGAUUUCCCUGCCUCUCUCUGCUCAGGACAUGACUUCCAACCCCAUCCCUCAAGGCAGAUAUUGGGGAGACACCCUUACCUACUUCCUUUUUCUCACCCAGUUCUGUCAGCCCAACUUCCUGUGGUGCCUCUGAACUCCAUCUCCCCUCCCCUACCCCAACUGCCAUUCUUAUAGCUCAGAACUUGGCAUUUCUCUUCAUGUGGGGCAUGCAGACCCUCUGUUUACCCUGCUGCCAGAGACUUUUUCUCCAAAAGCACCUGUUUGUCCCCCUUUUACUUUUCUGGCUCCCCAUCAACUCACACACCUGAAAUUUAAGUUUUCCCACAGCUGGCCCCCAAAUUUUCUAACCAGUGCAAUUCAACUUCAGCAACUUUCUCCAGUGGAACUAUCUGUAAAGUAUAGCAUUUGCUUUCACUGUUAAUCAUGGUGCCAGCUACUCCCAUAAGCCUUUUUGGACCUCACCCAUCCCAUCCCACCCUCUGGCCACAAAAGGCCUCCAUCCCCUGGAGCUCCCCUCACACUGUUUAUAUCACAGCACAUCUGUUAUGUGUCAUUGUUUCUGCCUCCCACCCCUUGUUCCAGACUGGAGCCCUGAGGUGUGGUAUCUUAUUCCUUCAUCUCUGACCCCAAUUCUCUAAAUGUAGAUUAAAUUACAGAAACCUGACUUCCAGUCUCGGAUAAUUUACUUCAUGUCUUCAAGUAAUUUCCUUACCCUUCCACCCUCACUCAGCUUUCCCGCCUGUGAAAUUGAGACAGGAAGAGGGCAGGGCACAGCCAUUCAAGGAAUAACACAGUAAUUAACACCAGUAUGAUGGAAGAUUCAACCCCCAGUAGGCCUUGAGGCUCAAGAUGGUGGGAGGUUUGACUUCUAGUAGAACUUGAGCUUCAUUAUAUGCUCAUUGUAAUGUGUUAGCAUGGUGAAUUACAUGCCCACAGAUGUCACGACAGUCCCAAGGCUAGCCACAAAAGGUCAAAGAGUGGGAAAUGGCUGUCUUCCUGGGAAUCCCAGCCCUUUCCCCAGAGUAGUUAGACUGGUCCUUCCACUUAUUAGCAUAUGAAGCUAUGACGC